AGCCUGCAACGUUGCCGCGUUGAACAUGUCAAAGGUCGAGUGUCGGAGUUUUCACGAGAAAGCGAUUUUCGUCGCGGAGGGUGAAAAAAAAGUAAAGGGGAAAUUCAAGGAAGUCUGAUCACACGUGGGUCAUGACUACGUCGCACAUCGCGAGUACGUAGCUCGAGUGUUGUGAGGCUCUUUGCGGUUCGUUCUGUGUGUUCAAUGUUGCGUGAGACGAGUGUUGUCUGGAAGACGUAUUGUUGUGAUGUCACGCAUGUUCUUCAGGGAACGUGUGUCUUACGUGUAAAUUUUUUUUUUUUUACAUUUAUAUCGAUCACAACAAACAAAUUGGUCGAUGGAGAAGUAAUUAAAUUGUUACAUCCCACACAUACAAUCAAGAUCUUCGAAAAAAUUUUGAAAUCUAAGAAGAGGAAAAGACAAUCUAAAAAUUCAACAAUCUUGAAAAUAAAAAAUGUUAAAAUUUAAGCUAAAUCAAGGUUCUCACACUCAAGGAUUUAAAAAUUAUCAAGGAUGUAUAAAAAUCUAAAAAUACAGACUGUAAUUAUAUAUCCAACAAUCUUAGGAACGUUCAAAGAGUUAAAAAAAGAAAUUUAAAAUAAUAAUAAUUUUAAAAUAAGCGAGCUCUCUCUUUCAAGAACAUGCAGGAUAUCAGAAUGAGUCUCUGCCCACGGAGACGCUUUCGCAUCACUCCUAUGCGAGCUCUAGCAGCGUUCUUUUUAAUGGUCGUGCUCUUCUGGUAUAGCCUCAGUCGGCAAGAGAUUCCACAGCAGCCGUGUAGCGUGCCCGAAGAAUUUACCGAGAAAUUACAUGAUCUCGCUUACAGGGCUCAUUUGGUUCUCUCUAAGUUGGGCAUCGUUCACUUUCUCUGUCUGGGCGGCCUUUGGGGUCAAGUUCGUAUAGGCCGUGCAUUGCCGUGGGCUCGCAAAGUGGAGCUAUGCUUGGUGGACACUCUCCGCGACGAUGUCUUGAUCACGAAGGCCUUUCGAGAGGACGGUCUGAGUGCAACCUAUCUUCAUGCGGCGGGAAUUUACAGGAUACAGGAGCACGAGGUCGGCGAGAAUGCACCCAAAGUGGAAGUGGUUGUUUUCGAGGAAGACGCAGUGACACAGAUGGUGAGGAGAGUCGGCUGGACCAGAAGGGUCCUGCCUCCGGAUUGCGAGUUUUCGCCGAGUCUACAGUGCUUUCCACCGCAAUUAGUAAUACCGCCCUUACCGGCGAAACAAUUUGGCAGCCGACUGAUGCCGGUGCCACGAGAAGGCAUAGAAUUACAAAAGUAUCAUUAUCCCAACGACUGGUGGCUAGAGAUCAAGCCCACUGAUUGUACUGAGCCCCAACAGACGAAUGUAUAAUGUACAAUUCUUGGGAGAAAUUAAUCCUAGUGUAAUUAGAACAUUGUUUUCGUUAAAUCAUAACAUUUCCUAUGAUUUAAUCAGUCUGAAUAGAAUUUAAGUAUUAUUGUUUAAAUUGUUUUUUGAACACAGUAUCGAAAUAGAAAUAGCUUAAACUAUAGAAAGAAAACAGGUUGGCAAAUUUUAUUAUAAUCUAGAUAUUUUCUAGAAAUAGAUGCGACAAGUAGAAGAGAUUGCAUGUGAUAAGGAUGAUAGGGAUAUGAAUAUUUUCCAAUUGUUUAUAUAUUUAAUUUAAGUUGAAAAAAGGAGAGAGAGUAAGUGCGUUUGAUCUACGAUCUCAAUGUGGCGACGCGAUUACUGCUUAUAGAAAGUAUUCAAGUGUGUCGUUGAAAUAAAAUCUACUAAUAAUAUUAUUGGCAAUGACUGACUGCUAUAAUCAUUGUAGUGAUUAUAUUAUUAAAACUAUGAGCAGAGUGUCAAUUAGAA
This is a messenger RNA of Formica exsecta, 1838 nucleotides long. RefSeq lists its product as uncharacterized. The transcript is spliced from 4 exons. The coding region runs from base 642 to 1352 and encodes 236 amino acids. The record is from RefSeq and is a predicted model, not a curated record. NCBI's taxonomy places the organism in Eukaryota, Metazoa, Arthropoda, Insecta, Hymenoptera, Formicidae.